Molecule: messenger RNA, 361 nt
Organism: Aspergillus fijiensis CBS 313.89
Lineage: Eukaryota; Fungi; Ascomycota; Eurotiomycetes; Eurotiales; Aspergillaceae
Exons: 1
Coding region: 130-324 (64 amino acids)
Source: RefSeq, a predicted model, not a curated record
CAUUCUCUUCCCUUGUCAUUCUCAGGAUCGUCCUUGGCUCGCUUGGAUGACUUUCUUAUCACCACGCUCUUCUCUACUGAAAAAAGCACGCAUCUCAUCUUCGAUUCAGCGGCGUGAAUCUCCUUUCUAAUGCAGAUUGAUACCAUAUACCAUAUAGUUGUGUCUGUGUCUGCGUCCUUAGCAACACCUUAUGAUUUCGUUUGGCCUUUAUUUCCAAUGCUUGGCCUCUCAUUGGGUUCAUCGGUUCCAUCUCUUUCUUCAAUGUAUCUACUUCAUUCUCUUAUUCAGUGUUACAUAAAGGACAACAUUUGUUUGUCGAGUUGACGGCAAUCAUGCACGUCUUCCAAAUUUUAGAUCACUC